Tachyglossus aculeatus (Australian echidna) is the source of this 6692-nucleotide messenger RNA. It is a transcript of the gene MAST4, whose product is annotated as microtubule associated serine/threonine kinase family member 4. Gene Ontology annotation, molecular function: ATP binding; protein serine/threonine kinase activity; magnesium ion binding. Gene Ontology annotation, biological process: peptidyl-serine phosphorylation; intracellular signal transduction. The record is from RefSeq and is a predicted model, not a curated record. The transcript is spliced from 29 exons. Bases 53 to 6679 code for a protein of 2208 amino acids. NCBI's taxonomy places the organism in Eukaryota, Metazoa, Chordata, Mammalia, Monotremata, Tachyglossidae.
ACCACCUCCUCCCACCUCUGGCCUCGAGGCUCCGAUUUUCUCUGAUUUGCCAAUGGAAUUGCUGGACCACAUCCUGUCCCCCCCGCCCAGGCCGGUCCGGAAAUACAGCAGCCCUGAUGUGUCCUACGGCCUGGGGGGCGCGAAGACCCUCAAGGUCAAGCAGCAGCUGGGUGAGGACGGCCGGCAGCUGCGACGGGGGAGCCUGGGAGGAGCCCUGACCGGCCGCUACCUGCUCCCCAGCGGCUCCGCGGAACGGCCAUGGCUGAGCGCGGCCGGCCCAACCAACCUCGUCCGGAUGCGCAGCCAGGCGCUCGGCCAGUCGGCGCCCUCCCUCACGGCCGGCGCGAAGGAGCUGAGCCUGCCCCGAAGAGGAAGUUUCUGCCGGACCAGCAACCGGAAAAGCCUGAUCGCCAAUGGCCAGUCUUCGGCCCUGCCGCGGCCUCGCUCCCCGCUCUCGGCUCAUGCAGGUCCUCUUGCAGGUAACAGCCCCCAGGACAGCCCGAGGACCUUUUCUCCCAGCACCUCAGCUCACUUUUCCUUCGCCAGAAGGACCGAUGGAAGGCGGUGGUCGCUGGCAUCCCUGCCCUCGUCCGGCUACGGGACCAACACGCCCAGCUCCACGGUGUCGUCGUCCUGCUCAUCGCAGGAGAAGCUGCAUCAGCUGCCGUACCAGCCGACCCCGGACGAGCUGCACUUUCUGUCCCGCCACUUCUGCGCCUCUGAGAGCAUCGCCACGGACGGCCGCUGCCGCGCUUCGGCCCUGCGGCCUCGCUCCCGCAGCCUCAGCCCCGGCCGCUCUGCCGCCUGCUGCGACCACGAGAUCGUCAUGAUGAACCACGUCUACAGGGAGAGGUUUCCAAAGGCCACGGCCCAGAUGGAGGAACGACUCCGGGAGAUCGUGACGAGCUACUCCUCGGACCACGUCCGGCCUCUGUCCGACGGCGUCCUCAGCUUCACGCUCCAUCAGUUGGUGGAGCUGGCACGCGACUGCCUGGAGAAGGCCUGCCAGGGCCUCGUCUCCUCCCGCUAUUUCCUCGAGCUGCAGCACAAACUGGACAGGCUGCUCCAGGAGGCCCACAACCGCUCGGACAGCGGCGAGCUGGCCUUCGUCCAGCAGCUUGUCAAGAAGAUCCUGUUCAUCAUCGCCCGCCCCGCUCGCCUGCUGGAGUGCCUGGAAUUUGACCCGGAAGAAUUCUAUUACCUCCUGGAGGCAGCAGAAGGCCAUGCCAAGGAAGGGCAAGGCAUCAAGACGGACAUCCCCCGAUACAUCAUCAGCCAGCUGGGACUCAACAAGGAUCCCCUGGAAGAAAUGGCACAGCUGGGCAGCUACGACAGCGGGGCGGCGGCCACCCCGGAGACGGACGAAUCCGCCGACAGCUCCGCCGCGGCGCUGAAGCUCCGGAGGGAACCUCGGGAAAGCGACUUCGAGACGAUUAAGCUGAUCAGCAACGGAGCGUAUGGGGCGGUGUACUUCGUGCGGCACAAAGAGUCCCGGCAGCGGUUCGCCAUGAAGAAGAUCAACAAGCAGAACCUCGUCCUGCGGAACCAGAUCCAGCAGGCCUUCGUGGAGCGCGACAUCCUCACCUUCGCCGAGAACCCGUUCGUCGUCAGCAUGUACUGCUCCUUUGAGACCCGCCGUCACCUGUGCAUGGUCAUGGAGUACGUCGAAGGAGGAGACUGUGCCACCUUGAUGAAGAACAUGGGUCCCCUACCCGUGGACAUGGCACGCAUGUACUUCGCCGAGACGGUGCUGGCGCUCGAAUACCUCCACAACUACGGGAUCGUGCACAGGGAUCUCAAGCCAGACAACUUGUUGGUCACGUCGAUGGGGCACAUCAAGCUGACCGACUUCGGCCUGUCCAAAGUGGGGCUGAUGAGCCUGACCACCAACCUGUACGAGGGCCACAUUGAGAAGGACGCCCGCGAGUUCCGGGACAAGCAGGUGUGUGGCACGCCCGAAUACAUCGCGCCCGAGGUGAUCCUGCGGCAGGGCUAUGGGAAGCCAGUGGACUGGUGGGCCAUGGGCAUCAUCCUGUUUGAGUUCCUGGUGGGCUGCGUGCCCUUCUUUGGGGACACGCCGGAGGAGCUGUUCGGCCAGGUCAUCAGCGAUGACAUCAGUUGGCCAGACAAGGAAGAAGAGAUUCCGCCUCCCGAAGCCCAGUGCCUGAUCACUCUGCUGCUACGCCAGGACCCCCUGGAGAGGCUGGGCACUGGAGGUGCCUACGAGGUCAAGCAGCAUCGCUUCUUCCGCUCGCUGGACUGGAACGGCCUACUGAGGCAGAAGGCCGAGUUUAUCCCUCAGCUGGAGUCGGAGGACGACACGAGCUACUUCGACACUCGCUCCGAGAAGUACCACCACAUGGAAACCGAGGAGGAAGACGAGGAGGACGAGACCAACGACGAAGACUUCAGCCUGGAAAUCCGCCAGUUUUCCUCGUGUUCCCACAGGUUUUCCAAAGUGUUUGGCAACAUCGAGCGGACCACGCGGCCCUCCGCCGGGGAAGGGGAGGACGCCGUAGACGAGGCCAAGGGUCCGGCCCCGCUGCCCCCGCCCGACGCUCUCGGCUGGACCGUGGCGCCGUCCGAGAUGGCCCGGCCCCCCGCCAUCCACACCCUGCCCACGCUGGCCAUUUCCGCCGAGGGAGAGAAGAGUUGGGGGGCAUCCCGAGGGGAGCCGCAACCGACCGGACGUCCCGCCCGGCGGGUCGGGCAGGAUGAGCCCGAGACCGCCGGUCCGGAGCACGUUGCCCGCAGUUCCGCCCUCUUGGUGGGCAGCAGCCCCCCAGGGCGCUGGGACCGGCCCGACGGACGGCCCGAGGAUGUGGACAGAGCCACCGCCACCGCUCCUGGGGGUCCAGUCAGCCCCCCGGCCCGGACGCAGCUCGAUGGCACCGUGGAGAAGAGCGAAAUCCACAAGUCCCUGUCCUCCGGCGCCUUGUCCCUCACGUUCGCCGGAGAUGCGUUCAGCGUGUCUCCCCUGGGGAGCCCGGGGUCCCCCCACUCGCCGUCCUCGGACCCCUCGUCCUCGCGGGACCCCUCCCCGAGCCGGGCCGCGCCCCCCGCCGCCGGCCCCUGCCCCGGGGCCCAGCAGCCCGUCGUGGUGCACAGCUCCGGGAAGAAGUUCGGCUUCACCAUCCGGGCCAUCCGCGUCUACGUGGGCGACAGCGACGUCUACACCGUCCACCACGUCGUCUGGAAUGUGGAGGAGGGCAGUCCCGCGGCCCAGGCGGGGCUGAGGGCUGGCGACCUCAUCACCCACAUCAACGGCGAGCCGGUCAACGGGCUGGUCCACCCCGAGGUCAUCGAGCUGCUGCUGAAGAGCGGGAACCUGGUGUCCAUGAUGACCACGCCCUUCGAGAACACGUCGAUCCGCACAGGGCCCGCUCGGCGCCACAGUUACCGCAGCCGGAUGGUCCGGCGCAGCAAGAAAGUCAAGAAGAAGGAGAACCUCGAACGGAGGCGGUCACUUUUCAAGAAGCUGGCCAAGCAGCCGUCGCCGCUGCUCCACCCCAGCCGCAGUUUCUCCUGCCUGAGCCGCUCCGUGUCGUCCGGGGAGAGCCUGCCGGGCUCUCCGACGCACAGCCUGUCCCCCAGGUCGCCCACCCCGAGCUUCCGCUCCACCCCCGACUUCCCCUCCGGGACAAACUCAUCUCAGAGCAGCUCACCGGGCUCCAGUGCUCCCGGCUCUCCGGCCGGGUCGGGCCAAGUCCGGCCCAGCACGCUCCACGGCCUGGCCCCCAAGCUGGGCGGUGCCCGCUACCGCUCUGGCCGACGGAAGUCAGCGGGCAGCAUCCCCCUGUCCCCGCUGGCCCGGACGCCCUCUCCCACACCCCCGGCCCGGCCCUCCUCCCCGCCGCUGCCGCAGGCCACUCACCCGCGGUCCCCGUCCCCGCUGCUGGGCACCCCCCGCCCCACCACCGCCAACGUCACCCCACCUGCCCGGGCCACCCCGGCCUUCGCGGUCAGGACGCCCUCGCCGGGCACCGGGGGCCACCCGGCCGGGCGGCCCAAGAGCGCAGAGCCGCCCCGAUCGCCGCUACUCCAGCGGGUGCGGUCAGAGGAAAAGCUGGGCCCACCCUGCGCCGGACGCAAGCCCGGCCUGGAGGGGAAGAUGCCCGGCCCGGAGGAGAGGAGGCCCGGCCCGGAGGGGAGGAGGCCCGGCCCGGAAGGGAGGCCGGAACCCGCCACGCUGCCUGGCCCGGAGGAGAGCAGAGGGGAGGCCCCGGCCGGGCCCCGGACGCGGGCCGUGGAGCAGGGCUGCCUCAAACGCCUGGCCGCCCGCCAGUCGGGCUUCCCGGACCCGCCGGGUGGCCCGGACCGCGAGAAGCCGGAACCGUGGAAGCGGAGUCCGGCCGGUCAGGACCCCGAGGCCCCUGUGGUCCCACGAAAGGAGGACAGAGACUCCCGCAGGGCCGGGGAGCGGCCGAGUCCCUCGGGAAUCGCCGGGGCCGGUGGCCGGCAGGGAGAUCGGCUUGUGCAGGGGAAGCCCAGCGGCCCGGAUUCCCCGGUGACCGGCCCUGGCUCCCUGUCCAAGGCCCAGGGCCACCCCCAACCACCCCCGGACCCAGCCAGAGGCAGAGGAGACGCCACCGUCCGAGAGCCACUCAGGGUGGAGAGACCGUCCGGAGGCCAGCUCCCGCACGUGGGUCUGCUGCGUAAGAGGGUGGCCAUCGCAGAGCAGGACGGAGGCGUCUGCCCGGGGCGCUGGCCCAAGUCGGCAGUCGGCGGCCUCAGUGGCUCCCAGCAUGGCACUCCCCGGCCUGUGGGCACGGAGCACCCACGGCCGCAGGAGAGCCAGGGCCCGGGCAUCGGCGGUACCUACCGGGCCUCCGUGGCCCUCCCGGCGCCCUCCACGGCCCUCAGGCCCCCAGGGAUCCGGGCCGAGAGCGGUCCGGAGACAGCGGACCCUCCCACCCGCAAAAGCCCGUCUGACCACCGGCCGGAGGGAAGGCCCGCGUCCUGCCUGAGGCCCAUUGAGGGCACGCUGGACAUCGCCCUGCUGUCCGGGCCUCCGGCCCCCACCUCGGGCAGCCGGGCCCCCCCAUCUGCGCCUCAGAGGGACGCCCCCUGCCCCAGGGAGCCUCCACCUGCCGGACCCUCAGUCAGCCGUUUCUGCGGACCGGCCCCGCGUACCCAGCCACCCGGCCGGCCUGGACCGGGGAAGGAUGAGACCGUCCCACUGAGCGCCAACACGGGUGUCCCACCUGCCGUACACCAGAAACAGGAUGUUGUCGCCUGGCCGCAAGAGCAGCAGUCUCCAGACAGCCUUGGCACGCAGCCUUCCGCCGCCCCCACGUCACCUGCCAGGCACGUGGUGCCCAACGCCCCAGGCCCCGCCGGCAGACAGCAGCAGCAGAGCCCAAGACCACCGGGCCCCACUGUUCAACGGGGCCGAGAGAGGGCUGGCCUGAAGGGUCCCUCCUCCCCACCUCGAGACGCUACUUUGGAUCCCACCCCCCGGCCUCGGGCCACGGAGAGACCACUGGGGCCUAGUGGACAGUCAGACCCCCGAAACACCAGCAAAGACUCAACCGGAACCCUCGCCAGGACCCCCCGCCAGCUGAAGGUCACCAUUGAGUCAUCCCGAGCCCCGGCUCGGGGCGAGAGGCAACCGGACCCACAGCAAGGGGGCCCUGGGGAUACCGGCCCGAGGAGCCCUGCGCCCCCAAAACCGCCCUCCACCCUAGACCACCCUGCCACCCCCAUUCGGCCUUCCCCGGACCCCUUGCCGGCCGGGAGAGACACGGCCCGGGGGGCGCAGGGGGCCGGGGCGUCGCGGGAGCUCUCGUCUUUGGUGGCGGCGAGUGGUGAUGGUCCACCCGCGCCCCAGGGCCGGGCUGCGGCCCGGGGCGGAGCCGACACCAGCCCGCGGAAGAAGCCGGCCACCGGAUGCGGCCCUGGAGACAGGGCACCGCUAAGUCAGGCUGGAGGCCGGGCCGAGACCAGCAGGCCCGUCCCCAGGCUCCAGGCCGCCCCUACGGCCCCUCCCCAGGCCAGAUGCUCGCAGGAGCCGGACGGCGCUCGGGAUCCAGCCCAGCCCUCGGGGGGUCCCGGCCUGUCCCCGAGGCGACCCAAGCCGGCCCCGACCCAGGACAGGUCCCUCAAGCCGGCGGAACAAUCAGGCUCCGGCCCUCCGGCCUCCUCUAACGACCCUAACCACGAGGCCCCAGCGCCCUCCGGGAACCAGGGCAAACCCCGGCCCAACCAGACGCAACCGGCCCCGGCCAGCGGACCAGGGGGCGGGCGGCGUCUGCCGCCGACCGCCGGGUCUGCCCCACCGACCGGCUCCCCGCAGAAGGCUCAGGGCCCGACCCCUGUCCUCCCCGGGCCCAGACGGGACUCGACCUCCCCAGCCCGGGCAGAGCCGGGCUCCGGAGAGCCACCGGCCGGCGGUGGGGGCAAUGUCAGUGGCCGCUGGGAGCUGAGGAAGCCCGCCUCGGGGGCGGAUGGCCAGAUGCACGAGGCCAAGAGUGCUUCACUCCCGCCCUGCUCGCGCAACCCACCCCCUGCCGCCACUCCCGUGGUCCCACCAGAUCGGGUCUCGUGCAGGCCAGACCCCGCCGGACGGCCUGAUGGCCGAGAUGCGGGCAGGGCGGCCCCCUCCGUGGACAGAGACUGCACCCUGCGGCAGAGGCGGGGACGGGAUGGUGCGCACAACUGCCCCCUCAAAAAGUCCUAGCGGCCACGGGCCG